Molecule: messenger RNA, 486 nt
Organism: Striga asiatica
Lineage: Eukaryota; Viridiplantae; Streptophyta; Magnoliopsida; Lamiales; Orobanchaceae
Source: the annotation of a GenBank genome assembly
AUGAGUUUUUUAACAUUUAUAACGGGCUCGACAAGAUCAUGGCAACCGGCUUUAACAGUCGACACAACAAAUGCAUCCUAUUGGCUGAAUUGGAGAGUUUUGUUAUGCUCGAUAUGGAUUCUAAUGUCGAUGGUUUUCGCAUCAUUGCUAAUAUCGAAACACGAGUAUCGUCAAAGUUCGAACGAAAACCAGCAAGAAGAAGAACCGGCUGGAGUUUUGUACGAGGAUGAAGUUUGGAGACCUUGUCUGAAAAGCAUUAAUCCCGUUUGGCUGCUCGGUUAUCGAGUUUUCGCGUUCGUCGUGCUUUCUUUGAUGCUUAUUUUGAAUGUGGUUGUUGAUGGAGGGGCCAUUUUUUACUUCUAUACACAGUAUUCAACUGUGGCGUUGAUGCACAUACCGUGCUAUGGAAUUUUUUUACUAAUAAUGAAGGCAAAGCAUUUUUUGCUGUCAAAAUGGUUCCCUCAGUCUUAUAGGUUUGUACAGUAA